Messenger RNA from Lobosporangium transversale, 2390 nucleotides. RefSeq lists its product as hypothetical. The transcript is spliced from 3 exons. NCBI's taxonomy places the organism in Eukaryota, Fungi, Mortierellomycota, Mortierellomycetes, Mortierellales, Mortierellaceae. The coding region runs from base 48 to 2291 and encodes 747 amino acids. The record is from RefSeq and is a predicted model, not a curated record.
AAAAAGAAAAAAAGCAAAAAGUCUUGUCCUGUACCUUUAUUUGCCGCAUGUCCACCUCAUCCUCGGCUGACAGGACGGCUUAUCUUGUCUCAGCCAUCCAGGCGAUUCUAUCAUCAGAGCCAGCAGGCCUGACAUCACGCGAUAUCGCUCAUCGCCUGGUGAUCAUGCAGGCACCAUACUCAUCGUCAUCUUCAGGAUCGUUCAUAAAGAGAGUACAAAGGAUCUUAUCCAUGUACAAUGCAAAUGCGAAAUCAAAUAGAGGAAACUGUUUCCGGUAUAUCCAUGACAUAGGAGUCUGGACAUUAAACAAAUCACAUUCACAGGAUGCAGCGGAUUUUCUUUCAGGGAUUUUACCCACACCACAGACCAAAAAGAUACCCUCGUUUCAGCUUUCCAGGAAUACAAGUAUGACCACUACCACUGUGACACCCACGCCUAGUCAAUCAUCUGUCAGCGUAAUAUCGUCUGCUGUAGGUAGUUCCCUAACUACAGGCAUCAUGGAGCAGGUUAGCACUUGGAGGACCGGCGGAGACACAGAUGACGAUGAUGAAGCCAGUUUAGAGAUAUAUUCCAACCCCUCCAUGAACCGAUCGUCCUUUCCAUCACAAAUAUCCAGCGGAGGGUCACUCUUGAACGGAAUGGAGAUCAUGCCCACACUUCACCAACUUCAGUUCCCACAGCAUCCUCUGGACCAGCAUGAUGACAGUUUGUUUCAACACAAUGCUUCACUCAGCGAUAUCAUGCCGCCACCUUCAUCCACGGCUUCAUACCGCCGUCAUUCAGUAUCGUCUCAUCAACAGCGGCCUUUCAGCAGGGUUAAGAGACCUAGCCAGGACGAUAAUGUCGGCGAUCAAUUUGUUCCGAGCACGACACGUGCAUCCUAUCAUGCCAUGACGGCUGAUAUUCUUGCAAGGGGGGUAAAUCGGCAAACCGAAGGUAGAUUUCAAGGCGGGAUGGUAAGUGCCAUUGACAUCCCUGGCGAACAUGGUUCUGCGCACACCCCCACCCCAAAAUCAGGGUUUCCAUCGCCUCAAUCAACUGCUCCAUCACCUCGAUCUACGCCUGUUCAGAACUUCAUCCAGCCAUCCCAAUCUGGGUCUAUCAGAGGUGAUGCAGAGACUCACCAUCGUCAGCCCUCAAGUCACUCUGGACAGCUGCGCCUCUCACCAAACCAGCUAGAGAAGCUGGAGAACUCGCGGCAACGGCCUCAGAGUCGAAAAAGCAUGGAUGAAGCCGGUAUUGAGGACGAAGAUGAGCCUAUGCAGCGGGAGCAACCAAAGCAGCCCCAUGCACCAUCGCCAGGAUUCAUGAAAGAGGAUUUACGCUUACGGGAUCUAGGUGCCAGCCUUCAAAAGUCGCUUUCCUUUAAUGGAGAUGAUGAAUAUGAAGAACUCCAACAGGACGAAGAACCCUUAUCAAACCAAGCAAGGGUUCUUUCUGUCCGUCAUCACCCUUAUUUACCGCGGUCCAGAGGAGACAGCGCUCCCCAACGAAUUGGACACGAUCGUCAGGCACAAAGACCUCAGUUUGAGAGCCUUUUCCGUGACAGGAAAGGGAAGGCGCGUGCGCUUGAAGAAGAUCGAGAAAUUAUUGGCAAGACCCCUGUAUUGCUAAAUGCCAUCAAUACGAGUCAGACCAAUAUAUUGUCUGAGCUUCAGACAGCACAACGUGGGUACCAAGAUGAGCUAGCUCAUUUUCGUGAAGAGCUCUAUGCGUCUCUUCAGAUGGCGUUUACAAGGUUGGCUGAUCAGGUAGAAGGUGUUGGGCGUGCAGUAGUGUCUGUCGAGAAUGCUCAGCGUGAGACUGCCAAGCAGCUUGGCCUUAGCAUUGGAAGCGCUAUGGGCGAUGGCUUCUCGAAAAUGACGGAUACACUUCAGCAACAGGUACAGCAACAGAUACAGCAGCAGAUCCAACAAGCCCUGCUCCCGUACCAAAUGAGUGUCUCUCGUCCAGCGUCCAUCCGACAAGGAUCUCCCUUCUCAACAAGUCCGAGCCAAACUUUAGGUGGUCCGGCUGCUAUCACUGGCCCGGCCUCGUCCACCUAUACAUCUUUUGGAGGAUACGGAUCUGGUGCGAGCACUUCUCGGCAAAAUUUUGGAUCUGGCCAUGGGAGUCGGGAAGGAGCCAUUUGGCGACGCAGUAGUGAGCAAGACCUGCAAGGUGUUCGUAAUGAUUAUGAUGAGGAUGAGGAUGAUCUUGGUCGAGGCAAGCGAAGAGCAGUAGAGCGUCCUCGAUCAACAUCAGGAUCUCGCAGGACGAUUGACCGACCCCGAAGGGACUUUGAGAACUAGGUCUUGACCGCUUAUUCAUCCGAAUAUUUUUUAUGAGGAGCAUGUGCAAAAGAGAGUGAGAAAGAGAGAGAAGAAGAGAAAGAGUGGCACAGCGCGUUG